This is a messenger RNA of Desarmillaria tabescens, 2100 nucleotides long. RefSeq lists its product as uncharacterized. The record is from RefSeq and is a predicted model, not a curated record. NCBI's taxonomy places the organism in Eukaryota, Fungi, Basidiomycota, Agaricomycetes, Agaricales, Physalacriaceae. The transcript is spliced from 3 exons. Gene Ontology annotation, cellular component: mitochondrion. Bases 1 to 2100 code for a protein of 699 amino acids.
AUGCUCUUUUGUCGAGCACGGUUCUCCGUACUGUUCACAAAAGGCCCGGUUCACCUGCACAACUUUACGCCAAGGCACGCUUCCAAUUGGUCACGACAUUCAACAUUCCCUUCCUUCUUCUCUCGCACUCCCAUCCCUCGUUUCUCUCUCGGGCGUCGAGCGUUAUGGAUAAUACCGUUGGCGGGCGGGCUCACCCUUUAUAUGACUCCAAGACCGAAAUCUUUACUUCCAGGCCUCUUUUCCUCUCCGACCCUAAUACCAUGUCCUCCGCAGAGGAAGACGAUUUCACCGACCAUCUUUUCGCCUUCGGAGAUGGAUAUGACAAUAACCUCUCGUAUUAUGUCGUUCAUCCGCCACCGGAUAUGGGAGCCACUGCUGACAGCACGACGUUUCGUACAUCUCCUGGUACUCUUCAUGCCAGUGCUUUUAUCCGCACCUAUGCUUCUUGUCGGCUCUCCGGAGAAACGAUUGAAUGGCGACAGGUGGGGUGCCGUGUGGUGGUAUGACUUUCUUGUCACAAAGAUGGAGGCAGCUGGACCAACCUUCACUAAACUUGCACAAUGGGCUGGGUCUCGUGCUGAUCUCUUUCCUUCCGAACUGUGUAAGAGAUUCGGCCAACUCCAUUCCAGCGGCACUCCCCAUCCAUUAGAACACACCAAGAAGGUUAUUGCUGACGCUUUCCGCAGACCCUUCAAUGAGGUAUUCGAAGAGUUUGACGAGACCCCCAUUGGAACAGGUGCCAUUGCUCAGGUCUAUCGAGCGACUCUCAAGAAAGAUCUCCUCCCUCCCUCGUACCUUGGACCUCGCCGUCCCAGAAAGUCACAUCCUGGUGCAAUCGUCGCUCCUGCCCUCCUGCAAGACCCUCCUCCUUCUGUUCCUACGGCUGCGGUGGCAAUAAAAGUCUUACAUCCCCGUGUGACGAAGACUAUCACACGGGAUCUUUCCAUCAUGACCUUCUUCGCAAAAGUCCUCACGCUGUUUCCCGGUAUGCAAUGGAUAUCUUUACCAGAGGAGGUCAAGGUCUUUGGCGAUAUGAUGUUCCAACAGUUGGAUCUUCGUCAUGAAGCAGAGAAUCUCUUGACGUUUGAAAGCAAUUUUUCACCUCGGAAAGUCCCAGUCACCUUUCCUCGGCCUCUGAAAGUAUGGUCGACGAAGGAUCUAUUGAUUGAAGAGUUCCAGGAUGCUCUGCCGAUGGAAUGGUUCUUGAAAAAUGGCGGCGGACCUUACGAUGAGCAGGUUGCGACUGUAGGGCUAGACGCGUUCUUGAACAUGCUUCUUCUGGACAACUUUGUGCACUCCGACCUCCAUCCGGGAAACAUUAUGGUCAAGUUCUCAAAGCCAGCGACGGCCCGCCACCUCCUCAAAAAUGCCUUCAAUUCCAUAUGGACGUCCAUCUUCAAAUCAAGCUCCGAACUUCCUCCCACCUCUCCUCCCGACUACUCCGAUUCGAUAGAAGUGGUAUCGCGCCUGCGGAGCCUCGUCGACAGCCAGUCAGAGUGGCUGCUGGAGCUCUCCACUCUUUACAAUGACGGCUAUAUUCCUGAGAUAAUUUUCAUUGAUGCUGGCCUUGUAACGACCCUUUCUGCUACCAACCGCACCAACUUUCUCGACUUGUUUCGCGCGAUGGCGGAAUUCGACGGAUACCGAACAGGACAGUUGAUGGUGGAACGGUGUCGUACACCAGAAUUAGCCAUAGAUACGGAGACAUUCGCGCUCAAGAUGCAGCAUCUUGUGCUCACCGUCAAGCGCAAGACGUUCUCGCUCGGUCAGAUCAAGAUAUCUGACGUUCUGACAGACGUACUGAAAAGCGUUCGAGAACACCACGUAAAAAUGGAGGGUGAUUUUAUUAAUACGGUCAUUUCGAUAUUAUUGCUAGAGGGUAUUGGGCGGCAGUUGGAUCCUGGGUUGGAUUUGUUCAAGAGCGCUCUUCCGAUUCUGAGGCAGUUGGGCGGGCAGAUGGCUUCAAGAGAGGUUAUGACAAGGGACCUCCCACAAAGCGAUUUGGGAGCAUUCUUGAAAGUGUGGGUUUGGUUAGAGGCUAGGGAGUUCAUCGCGGCUGCAAUCAUAAACGCUGAUGAGAUGGUGAAAUAUGGUUGGUGA